AUUCACUAGGUAUGCUGUGCUGUAAUCAGUGUAUUGCUCAACUUCCCCUGAUAAGACCUUCUCCUGCCCAUGGGCUCGGUCAUAUAAAGUGUUGAGAGAGAUAGCCAGAAUCUCUCAAAUUCUUCAGUCAGACACCCAAACGCUUUCUACAGUGAGCAGCCAUGCCAUCCGAGCUAGAGACCGCCAUGGAGUCCCUCAUCAUGGUUUUCCACCGCUACGCUGGAAAAGAGGGCAAGACCGGCACCCUGACCCGCCGUGAACUCCGAACCCUGAUGGAGAACGAGCUCUCUGGGUUUCUCAAGUCUCAGAAGGAUCCGACCACCAUAGACAGAAUUAUGAAGGACUUGGAUGCCAAUGGAGAUGGGGAGGUGAACUUUGAGGAGUUUGUGUCUUUGGUUGUGGGUUUGUCCAUCGCUUGUGAGGCGUGCUAUAGAAUGCAGUUGUUGAAGAAGACACCGAGCUGGAAAUGAAGGGGGAAAUUAUCCAUGCAGACAAACUGUAAAGUUGAUCCCGUUGUCUAUUAAAAUAUCUGAUUGUUUUUUAUUUUUAUUUUGAGUUUGUGUUUGUGUGUACAUCAGUAACGGAUGAAAACCAUAAAAACUUCUUUCGCUGGUAGGUUAAAGUACAGUGGGUGUGUAUGACUCUUUGGCCUACAGAUAGUAUUCUUUGAGCUUUACACUGUCUGUACUGAAAGCAAAUGUUUGUAUUUAAAAUAAAGCUUUAAAAUAUUAAAUCGUC
This is a messenger RNA of Carassius auratus (goldfish), 738 nucleotides long. RefSeq names its product protein S100-A1-like. Bases 162 to 470 code for a protein of 102 amino acids. The record is from RefSeq and is a predicted model, not a curated record. Gene Ontology annotation, molecular function: calcium-dependent protein binding; calcium ion binding. The transcript is spliced from 3 exons. Gene Ontology annotation, cellular component: cytoplasm. Lineage: Eukaryota; Metazoa; Chordata; Actinopteri; Cypriniformes; Cyprinidae.